Messenger RNA from Spinacia oleracea (spinach), 978 nucleotides. RefSeq names its product cytochrome c-type biogenesis CcmH-like mitochondrial protein. The record is from RefSeq and is a predicted model, not a curated record. The transcript has 4 exons. NCBI's taxonomy places the organism in Eukaryota, Viridiplantae, Streptophyta, Magnoliopsida, Caryophyllales, Amaranthaceae. The coding region runs from base 250 to 729 and encodes 159 amino acids.
AAACUUUUGAUAUUAUACAUGAUUUUGACAAUGAUACUUGGAACAUGAAAAGGGUGUAUGCUAUUUUCCUCAAUUUGCCUAUUUUUUUCACAUAAAUUCCCUUUUUACUUGAUUAAAAUCUCGUUUAUUUGUGGUCAAAAGUUGUGAAUUAAGGGGUAUUUCUGCAUUGUUGAUUUCUUUUGAGUAGAUUUCCUUGAAGGCUGCUUCUUCUAGCUCGAGUAGUCAAGUUGAGAGUAUUUGCAGUCAGAAAUGGCGAAUGAGGAGGAUCCAGGAAAAAAACAGCAAAUUGUUGAUGCCAGAGCAAGAAACAUUAGUCAUAAUGUCCGCUGUACUGAAUGUGGAAGUCAGUCUAUUGAAGAUUCGCAAGCUGACAUUGCCAUCCUUCUUAGAAGACUGAUUCGUGAUGAAAUUAAAUCUGGAAAAAGUGACAAAGAGAUCUAUCAGAAGCUGGAGGAUGAAUAUGGAGAGACGGUGCUUUAUGCCCCAAAGUUUGAUAUGCAAACUGCAGCUCUGUGGCUUUCUCCUCUUCUUGUUGCAGGUGUAGCUGCUGGAGGUUGGGCUUAUAAGAAACACAAGCAAAAGACAAAUGUACACAUUAUGGCUUUAAACCUUGUGAGAGGGGUUGCAUUGACACCAAAAGAGAAAGAAACAAUGCUUGAAAUCCUUACACCACCUCCUUCACAACGAGCAACAGCCUCUUACUGGUGGAGCAGACUUCGAAGCGGAUAAGGUGCAUGCAGAAGGGAAGAUCGUUGCGUAUUGUGAGGAACGCAAAAUAUUUGAUCUGAAUUGAAUUGAGGAGUAUUUUUCUUCAUUUGCAAGUUGAAAAUUUGUGUGGUGCAUUGGAUGUGCCAUGUAAAGAUUUUAUGAUAAUAUGAUCACAUUUUGUACAAAUGAAACCUCUGACCUCUUUGCAACGUUUUUGCAUUUUCAUCUUCUAUUGACUAUCAUAAAUAAGAUGCUUAUGCGUUCGAUUUA